AUGGAAGACAGCGGGAUCGACAGCGAUUCCAAGACGAACAGCUGUAAUGGUGGCGAUCGGCCGCAGCAAGAUGUACCGGUUCCUGUGAUGAAUGCAUCUCGACUGUGUUGUAGGAGUCCACCUCUGGAAGAACCACAGAAGACACCGCAGGAGCAGGCAGCAUCAAAGUCGAGAGCACUUCAGCUCCAUAGACGAUUAGAGCGGCACAUACAGCAGUCAAAGAAAAUUCGGCAGCAGACGCGAAAUGCAUGCAUCGACACUCAGCCCAAGAAGAUGCUCCUACCACGAAGCAGGCUUCCUGUGCCCAACAAAGGCCAAGGGUCAACUGCCCAGCCAUCAGGAGACACUGAGCCUUUGGUUACGUGGAAGUCUGACAGUGAAGAGGAUUUUGAGUUUCAGCCCACUUCUAAGGCAGCUGCCCGUGAAAUUACUCAACAGCUGAUUAAAGAUGGGUACGAUCUUGACCUGACCCCCGAUGAUGAUGAUCUGGACCUAAUCCCACCAAAACCACUGACUCAAAGGUGUUCCUGCUGUAACCCAUCUCAGACAUGCUCCAUCAUGUGACCAACUGCUGUUCUUUUGCUGUUGCGACUAUGUGGAAAAGACGGUCGUUAUCUGGAACACUGCAAUGGAUGCAGGCAUGAAUGGACCGACUGGUUUAACAUUCCAUAUUGCUUUUGCCGCAUAGUGUUGUUGCAACAGCUAUUGUGGACAAACUUGUAAUGUACCGUGAUGAGUGUUGCGUGAAAUUGUGCAAAGCUCGAUAUUUUAAUUCCUGACUUCCGUCUAGUCACUGUGGAUCACUUUAAAUUUUAACACUGUUAUCCAACAAUUCCACAAAGUGCAGUGGCAGGCAUUGCAUGGGACUCAAUGCUUUUGACUGCCAUGAGUGUGUUUAAACAUUUUGAACCUGCCACUUUAGCUGGCUCAAGACGUACAUUUGAUGAAUUUAUUUCAUCGCAAAAAAAAAAAUGGAAUCUCGCCUUCAUUAAUUCUGUAUAAAGUGCCCACUGUGUUUUGCUAAGGAAAACAGCUCCUCACAUUGUGCUGUGAUAUGCUUGCUCAGCACUGCAUUAUAACAAUAGUAUCGCACGGAUGAUUGGGAAGCAGGGGCAACUUCGCUUGGUUUCUAGGUGAGUGAUAUCUGUGGCUAUAUGCUUUGGCAUCCUUAUGCUUUGGCAUAAUUUCAGAUUGGGUGCAAAUGUUGUUAUUGGAAGUAUUAAUGUGCCGAUGCAUUCACUUAUUGAAGCUGAUAAGAUGAUCUGUUACGCGUUUGUGAAGUGCUUAUAGCCAUUCACAAUAAAUUUGAAUCUAGGUGUAUUAGACUCACCUGAUGACGAAACCCUCGCAAAUAAUUUUCGAAACAAGGGCUUUGUAUAGUGUAGCAGUCAUUCUCAAUUACCUUUUAGCAUGUGAAUCGAGUUUCCGAGUAGCAUAACAAACUUGCCGCUUCCUGUAGAGUUCUUUUGUAUUAAGAGAUUGUACGUGUUAGUCAAUGCAUCGUCAUGACAUAAUUUUCACAUUGCCAGCAUCGUUUACUGUUACAACACAUUCCAGUGCCAAAACAAUUUUUACACUAGGCCCAGAGUCAUUUAUUACCCGAAAGCGUUAAAAGCUUGCCUAGAACUAAGAAAUUACUUGAUACUAGCUCCUUACCUUUAGUAACACUGCACAAGUAUAGAAAGUGAUUUUCUCUGUAUACUUCGUUCAGACUGUUUAAACUUGAACGAACGUUGAUCUGCAUUUAAGGCUAGUCAGGUGGCAUGUGAAAUGGCACCCAUUAAACAGUUGAUGCUUGAGCUUUGAGAAACCAUGCAAGGUUCGUUGCUUGGCUACAGUGGUAUCUGAAUUACAUAAUUUGCGCUGACAUUCUUAUGUCCACAAAAUGUAUUGUGACACUUAUGCAUGCACUUUUGAACAUUAGACGAAAGGAUGGCCUCGCAUGCGUGUGUAGGAGCGCAUCAUCAGUAUUUGCAAUUAACAGUUCAUUUGCAUAUCAAAAGGAUUAAACCAUUUCUAGCCUUGUUAUACUGAUGUGUGCAUGGGAAUGUAGCCCAGUUGCUCGAAAGAUUACCCUUGAAUGCGUUAUAGCUUGCAUUUCUGCACCUGCCCAUCACAUUGGUCGCACCAACAGAAUCUGUGCACGUCAUUAAUCUCGAUUUUACGAUGAUACACACAGUGAUACUAUGAUCGUGUGUUGGUGCUUGUCUACAGCAUAUUUUGUUCAUGUAAGCAUUGUCAGUAUUGUAUUGCUUCGGAACACUUCCAUUGACUCUAGUCAUUGCCCGGUGCGCGAUUUGAUGCCCAGCUUGGACGCACAUGUUUUUACGUAACUGUUAUGAAUUAAAAAUGUGGUGUUUCGAUGUUUGGUGGUAUGAAUUACGGGGACACUUUGAUCUCUGGUUUCCACUGCGAGGCUCUUGCAUCUGCCAACAUUUGCCUUGCCUGCAUGACACACACUCAAUGGUGGGAUUUAGUGUUGUUAUGCAGCUGUGACAAGAGGUGUUGCAUGUGUUAUAAUGCGAUUACCACCUGACGGCAUUAACAGGGUGCAAGAAAAACCCCGUUUCUUUGUAUAUGGUUUCACACUGAUGGCGUGUGCUCAUGGGUGUGUGCUCCAUGGAACCAACCAGCAGAAAGCCUUUCGUUCAGUUUUUGAUGAACAGCACCAGCAUAGGCAUGCUUUCGUUCACAGAAAUGCACGCACAACUUUAGGUGACCGUGCCGUACAUACCUCAGUGUUUUCACUUGUGCAAACGAUCUAUCUUAAUGUUGGAGCUUUUUCUCACAUUCAGUUAGCUGGCCUGUUGUAUAGGAGCAAUAAAUGCUCUUUUUUGUACGUUCA
Molecule: messenger RNA, 2845 nt
Organism: Rhipicephalus sanguineus (brown dog tick)
Lineage: Eukaryota; Metazoa; Arthropoda; Arachnida; Ixodida; Ixodidae
Product: protein FAM219A
Exons: 5
Coding region: 1-564 (187 amino acids)
Source: RefSeq, a predicted model, not a curated record